AUGUUGAUAGCUCGUGCGGUAUUCGUCUCGUGGACCUUCCUUUGGUUCUUACAACAUGUGUGGAAUAUUGAUAGAUUCGAUGCAUUAAGGUGGAAACGUGUUAAAAAAUACGAAUUGAAAUCAGUAAUUACAAUCUUACUGGUAAUUAUGUGCCCGUUACAAGCCUUUUAUGAUAUAAUGAUAUCAAACGUAAAAUAUCAUGAAGGUUUUUGGGUAAAUCCAUUAAACGGCGACAUUAUUUCGAAGCCGCAUCAAUUUUGGAGCAAAAGCAACGAUGACUUGGUGGUGCCAACUAACUAUAUCCUCUGCGCAAACUUUAGUUUACAAACUGUUUUCAUUUUCCCUUUAUUACAAUUUAUCUAUCGAGACGAUACGUUUUACACCGAAAUCAUCCCUCAAUUAGCCUACGCGAUAUUCAUGUUCUUAAUCGCAAUGUUGGGAAUAAGAUCUCAUAGUAGAUUCACAAAUUUAUUACGCGUGACGAAAAAUGCAAAGACGCCCCAUAUUAACAUAAUAUUAAAGUUGGAAUAUUUUAGAGAUAUGAAUAGAUAUUUAACGUGGGGUCUUUUAAUCGGAUCGGCCUCAUUCAUGAUUCUCUGUAUUGAUGGUUUGACCACUUCGAAAUAUCUUAUCUCGCAUAAAUUCGCAUCAGACCUUAUAUUAUGUCAUGUAAAUUUUUCACUUUGGAUCGUAUUCGUUACUCUGAUCUUAAUAUUUUAUCCAUCCACAAGUACGUUAAAUGAUACGAUUACUAUAGCAAAGGGGUCCACCUCAUUAUCUUCGGCGAGCACAAAAGGGAUAUCAAGGAAUAAUUUAGAACCACCAAAUCCACAAUGGACGAGAUCAUUAAAUGUUGAUGAUAGUCAAAGUCAAAGUCAUUGGUCGACUUCUCAACAGACAAAUUCUCAAAUAGAUGCUAACAGUUAUCUUGUAGAAAUACAUGAAGAAUUGCCUCCCCCAAUGCAGCUUUAUCAUGAAAAAAGAUUAAAUCCAAUAGAAAUUUCUAAUCUUCCACUUUCACCUCCACUAUCUCCCCCUUCAUCUUAUCAUCAUUUUGUUCCUUCAAUUCCCCCCAAUUCCCCACCACCUCCUCCACCGUUACCAAAACAUCAGAUAAUAAUUCCCCCAUCGCCGAUAUUCAAUCCCAUCACGCAAUCUCCCACUUCAUGCUUCAAACAAUCAAAAUUAAAAUAUCCAUCUUCACCAUUAAUACCGAGAAAUAACAGUUUUGAUAACAUUAAAAGUGUUUAUGAUAAUGAGAAUACAUGUCAUUUACCUCAUUCUCCCCCGGUUCAUUCUCCGUUAAAUCAAUCUCAUUUUGUGAAUGAUUCCAUAAUAUCACCUUUACCAAGGAAAAUUUCGGAUGGUUCUUUAUUAGAUUCUUUUAUGAGACCUUCCCUACCGAAAAAAUCUCCUAGAAGGCCUUCCGUAACGUCGAAUAAUUCCCCUUCAAUUAUCAGGGGUACAACUUCUACAACUUCUUUAAGUUCAUCUGCCACCGCGAAUUCGGUCACACUUCCUUCAUCCGAUGAAGAAACGAUUAAUAAGAUUACUAAUUUGGAUACAAGAGUAGUUGCUCCUUUUAUGUAUCAAGAAAUACCCAUACAGCAAGAUCCACUAGAAAGAUCUAUAUCUUCAACUGCACAUUCCCCAUCACCAACUCCCACUAACACAAAAGCUGGUGAAAAAUUUCAAAAGAGACGAGAAGAAUCUAGGAGACAACAACAGAAAUCAAUUUCUCAAAGAAGCACCCCAAUAGAUUCUUCAUCACAACAAAGACCAAAGCUCGGCAUCACAAAAACUUCACAAGCAAUUGUUGUGCAACAAUCAAGAAAUUCUUCACCAAGUCUUGUAAAAUUUGCAACUACGGCAAAUAAUAAAGGUAACCCUCCUUCAUCCACACAAAGGGUUCCUCCUACAUCGAAAUCAUCACAACCGUUCAGCACAUCACGGACGCCUAAAACUCAUUCACAAGUUUCCACGAGAUCUUAUCAUGGUUCACCUCUCGUUAUAAGGAGUGGAGGUUGUAGUGAAACCGCAGGUUCCACCUCCACAAUAAAGAAAUCAUCUCCUACGCAACCCAAUAACUUGGAAGGUACUGCGGUGAGAAUUAGGAGCGGAGGGGUUAAGGGAGUUGCGGUCGGUGUAACAAAUAGCGCUAGGAAUAGUGCAGUGAAGAAUAAUGCCACAAAAAAAGAUUCAAAUAGUACUACAGCAAUUAUUGGUAAUGGUAAAGUGAAUUCAACGAGCAAUGUGAGAAAUAGCCUUUUGGGAGGCAGAACGAGAUCCAAUAGUAUCGCGGAUGUUGGAGCUAAUAUUGUGUUCGAAAGGUUAAGAUCAGAAACCAUCUCUUCGAUAAUUCAAGUACUUCCAGUACUUCAAGUUCUGGAAGUAUUAGGAAAAUAA
This is a messenger RNA of Funneliformis geosporum, 2406 nucleotides long. NCBI's taxonomy places the organism in Eukaryota, Fungi, Glomeromycota, Glomeromycetes, Glomerales, Glomeraceae. The record is from the annotation of a GenBank genome assembly.